AUGGAAAACUACAAGAAAUCUCCCUUAAAGCCAUGGAAGAAAGGCCCAACAAGAGGCAAAGGUGGGCCACUGAACGCCUCAUGCGAGUAUCGAGGAGUAAGACAAAGAACAUGGGGCAAAUGGGUGGCUGAAAUCAGAGAGCCCAAGAAGAGAACAAGGCUUUGGUUGGGCUCUUUCGCCACUGCUGAAGAGGCCGCCAUGGCCUAUGAUGAGGCCGCAAGAAGACUCUACGGCCCAGAUGCUUAUCUCAACCUUCCUCACCUUCACCAGCCCAACAAUAAUAAUAUUCCUUCAAAGUUCAAAUGGCUUCCUUCAAAGAAGUUCAUUUCUAUGUUUCCCUCUUGUGGUUUGCUCAACAUAAAUGCUCAGCCAAGUGUUCAUGUCAUUCACCAACGGCUCCAAGAACUCAAGCAAAAUGCAGUUUUGACUCAAAGUAGUCCUUCCAAUUCUAGUUCAUCUUCUUCAUGUUAUUCAAAACCCGAAAGUCAAAUCAAUGUGAAGGACAAAACCCCACUAGAGGAUAAUCAAAUGAUGAUGAAGAGGCAUGAUGAUCAGGAGAAGCCGCAGAUUGAUCUGCAUGAGUUUCUUGAACAGAUUGGAGUGUUGAAAGGAGAGAGGGAUGGUAAGUCGCAAGAAAGCGACGGUGGUGUGGCUGAUGAACAAGAAUCAUCAUCCAAUGAAGUACUACUCCAUGAUCACCAUGAUAUUCUUGGAGGUUUAGCUGACAAGAGCUUUAAUUGGGAUGCUCUCUUUGAAGUGCAUGAUAUAGUUGGUGAUCAAGGACCCGAAGCCGGCGGCUUCCAAGUUUGCGAUGUUGGCGAAGACUUGGCUUUCGCCCCUUCCAUUUGGAACUUCUGA
Molecule: messenger RNA, 858 nt
Organism: Morus notabilis
Lineage: Eukaryota; Viridiplantae; Streptophyta; Magnoliopsida; Rosales; Moraceae
Product: dehydration-responsive element-binding protein 2F
Exons: 1
Coding region: 1-858 (285 amino acids)
Biological process (GO): positive regulation of DNA-templated transcription; response to stress
Cellular component (GO): nucleus
Molecular function (GO): transcription cis-regulatory region binding; DNA-binding transcription factor activity
Source: RefSeq, a predicted model, not a curated record